Molecule: messenger RNA, 4232 nt
Organism: Pristis pectinata (smalltooth sawfish)
Lineage: Eukaryota; Metazoa; Chordata; Chondrichthyes; Rhinopristiformes; Pristidae
Product: apoptosis-enhancing nuclease-like
Exons: 4
Coding region: 147-1268 (373 amino acids)
Cellular component (GO): nucleus
Molecular function (GO): nucleic acid binding; exonuclease activity
Source: RefSeq, a predicted model, not a curated record
GAGGUCCAGGGGAAGGCGGGACGGUGUGAACCCAUGGACCAAUCAGCAGCUGAAGGAAGUGGUGCUGGGUGGCACGUGGCGCCUGGUGACCGGAGCGGCGGCAGACUCCAAGAAGAUCCCUCUCCCCAUUGAUUUACAAGUAAAGGAUGCCAGGGGCAGCUGAUACAAUUAUCCCAGUCCCAGAAGGCUCAGCCUCUGGGCUUCUGUUCCGUGGGAUCUCCAGCACGACUCGUCCCCUCCGCCAGAGCCCCGAAUGUCGGACCGUCAGGCGGAAGAAGAAACUGAGCAGGAAGUACCAGCGCUUUUUGGAAAGGAAGGCGCUCCUGGAACGGAGGGGGCUACUGAAGCGGCGGCGGGUCAAAGAGAAGGAAGGCCCCCGAGACCAUCCGCAGUGCUCAGGUGGCUGCUCCUUCCGGCAGGAGAGCACCAAGCAGCCGAGCGGUUCCUGUGUGAAUGGUAAUUUCUCCAUUUUAUCUGGUGCCUUGCAAACCCUGCCCAAAACUGAAAGCAUCAAACUGCUAAAGUCCAGGAAGAGCGGCCCCCCGGUACGCAGGGCAACCCCGCUCACCCCCGAGGGCCUUGACAGACCGCCACCCGCUGCAGUUCCUCGCAGGGCGAGGUUGGGGGGCUUCUGCUGUAGUGCCACCAAGUGUGUGGCGAUCGACUGCGAGAUGGUGGGCACAGGAGCCUGUGGGUGGCUGGGCGAAGUGGCCAGGUGCAGCAUCGUCGACUAUCAGGGCGGUGUCAUCUACGAUAAGUACGUGAAGCCGGAAGGUCCCAUCACCGACUACAGGACGCGGUGGAGCGGCAUCCGCAAGCAGCACAUGGCCAGUGCAAUCGAGUUUAAUGUUGCACAGAGGGAGAUCAUGAAGAUCCUAAAGGGUAAAAUUGUGAUUGGCCACGCGUUGCACAAUGACUUUAAAGCUCUGAAGUAUUUUCAUCCGAGAUCUCUAACAAGAGAUACAAGUAAGAUGCCUCUCUUGAAGAAGGUGGCUGGGUUUCCAGAAAGAGAGUCUGUGUCCCUGAAGAACCUUGCAAAGCAGCUUCUGCACAAAUCCAUACAAGUUGGCAGGGACGGCCACUGUUCUGUUGAGGAUGCCUGCACUGCGAUGCAAUUGUACCAGCUCGUGGAGGUUCACUGGGAACAGAAGCUGCACAGUGAGUUGUCGACAGAACAUGAUCACACAACGUCUGACGCAGGCUCUGAAAUCAGUCACUACAUGGACGACCGCUACUGGCCCGCUGAAUUACAAGAGUGCAGUAAAUAAAUGGGGACAGUUUUCUUCAGGAUGAAGAAUCACCAGUGGCGACUAACGUUAAUGCUGCCGAUGAACUACAGCAAUCCAAACUCAAGCUUACUUGUCUGUUGGAGGAGGACAACUCUGGUUCACUUGUUCUCAUGCCUCACUUUACCCUGGCCAGCAAAUCAGUGCUUGGAGCCUCUCACCAUUGGAACUGGUCUGUCAGGAUCCAAGCAGGGUCUGUCAGGAUCCAAGCAGGGUCAGGGCUGAGAUCCACUAACUCAGCCCAGGGUGAACAGGGAGCCUUCCUGGACACAAGCUUGCUACAAUACCAAGUCAAUUAGCUUGUCACUGAGGAAUCUGGAGCAAGUUACCAGGGAUGUUGUUUGGUGCACUGGGUUCAUCCUGACGUUUGGGUGAAAUUCAACCCCAGUGCAAUGACAAUCCAGUGGACUGGAGCCUAGCGUAGAAGAUGAUUACAGGAUGGAUUUGGUGUGAUGGAUAAACGUGUAUUGUUCUGUGGUUGGGGCUGAGGCAAAUAGCCCGAGCACAGGAGCAGGAAUUGCACUCUGUACCCUCCUGUUUUUUCUUUUGAUGUUCAUCUUGAACAUUUCUUCACCCAGCUCCCACCUGCAGAUGACAGCUGUGGCUGGGGUACUGAUGCCAAUUGUCCCCAGCUCCCAAAUCCUGAGUCUAGAGAGCAUCAGGCUGUUCAGCCCAGGAGUUGACCCUCAUUCUGUGUGUCCUCAUUCCAGCUCUCUGUCUAGUUCUGAGGAACUGAGUUCGAUGUCCAAACUGGCACCCUGUCUGGAAUGGGUUCAGAGAUUGAUGUGGAGUGGGUCUUGUAACUCUCCUGUUCUGUGAAUCCAUCAUCUGAAUGGUGCAUCAUGGUUCAUCUUCACUUGGCAGACUGCCACGUUUCUCAUCCCUCUCCCCCUUCCUUUGGUACCUUGCAGAUACACGAAAGCAAGGAGAGAACGUGGAAUCUGUUAGUGUGACUGCUUGUUGAAAACGGAUCAGCUCAAAAGACAGAUUGUAUCAGCGGGUAACUGGAGAACUCGAGUGGGGAGUUUAUAGGCUGAGCUACUUCUGGCUUCUCACCUGCCACCAGCAGCACAGCGACACAGCUAGUAGAGCUGCUCCCUCACUGCUCCAGCGACCUGGAUUCAUUGCUGACCUCUGGUGCUGUCUGUGUGGAGUUUGCUCGUUCUCCCUCUGACUCUAUGGAUGCCCUCACACAUCCCAAAGACAUGCAAGUUGGUAGAUCAAUUGGCCAGUGUGUAGGUGAGUGACAGAAUUUGGAGAGAGCUGUUGGGAAUGCAGGAAGAAUAAAACAAAAAUGGGAUUAGUAUAGGGUUAGUGUUAAUGGGUGAUUGGUAGUUAGCGUGGACUCUGGGUGAAGGACCCGUUUCCAUGCCUUGUGACUCUCCGUCACUCUGACAUCAAGGGUUUGUGGUAUCAUUCCCCCAUUGAUGAUGUCACAUGAGGGAGGAGUUCUCUUCAAAAUGUCUGCUUCAAGCUUGUCUCCUACCUGCAUGAUCACAAGUAACAGCGUAAUUUGGCAAAAGCAGUGAGUUUACAGCCCCAUUCUGCUUCUGUAAAUGUCAGUUUGUUGCAAGAAUUUAGGAACUGCAUUCUGUUGCUAAUGGUUUGGGGAUGGAGGGUUGGACUUUGCCUGCAUUCUGUUGUUGGACUUUGCCACCAUCCCACAGACAAACAGGAAUUUCUGCCCCCAGGGGAAAAGCAGCUUAGCCCAUUAAUGCCCACUGAACAACUCCCCUUUCCUAUUCAUCUAAAUUGUCUUUUGAACCUCCCAGCCCCCUUCAACAAUCAUUCAUGUUAAUGGAUUCUGUGUUCUUGCCUUUGUAUAUCUGUGGAGUACCAAAGGCUGCAAGGUUAGGUGGUCACACUGCAGUUCUACUUAAGAAAUUGUACUGCAGUGUGUAUCAUUGCUCUAUCCUUCACACAAGGUGUCAGUCUGGGACUCUGCUGUGCUGUCAGAUUAACACACAAUAUUCCUUGCCAAUUUUCAAUGGAAAAACAGUGGCAUUCUUCCCAAUAUCCGGGCCACACUUCUGUACCAAUCUGGUCAUUUUGAUUUGUGGGACAGUGACGGUACUUCCUUGGCCUGUCAUCACAUUUGGAAAUCAGCUCAUGGAGAAAUGGACCCUCCCAGUUUACUGUUUAAUGUUGUGUUUGUGAGCCAGUGAUAUCAAUUGCAGUGCUUUUUACUUCCUCAUCCCUCAAAUGGAUUGUGGGUUUACAAAGCCAAUGGAAUUGGUUUAGAACAAGGGGCUGUAAUUUCAAGCAACUUCUGUGAGUAGGUUCAUCAUCACGGUUUCCAGACACAUUUGGGUGGUACUGUUGUGUGGCCUCGUAUAUUUUAAUGGUUACAAAUUUGCCCUCAGGUUGUGCUUUGCUUAAUCAGCGCUGUACAGAUUUACUCAAUGUCAGUGUGUACUGAACCAAGCUGACCUGGAGGGUCUCAAGAUUCAAAUCCACUCUCUCCUAUCGCCAGCUGCUGGUGACAACUCGGAAUGCUGCCUUUGGCUAUGGCUGCGUUUGUCUGGGGAGGACAAAGAUCAGCCAAUGUUCCUACUCCUACGUUGUUUUGACACUUCUUGAUACAGGUUUACAGCGGGCAGGGAACUGUUGUUUCUUGAAGAGUCUCUGCCAGUUUGUGUCCUUGCAUCCACUGUGCCUUCAGGAGGGGAGGUGAUUUGUAUUUCAGGAUACCUGUGCAACCAUUUAUGGUUGCUUUCCCCAAAUUGAAAAUGAAAUGGAUACCAUGAUGAAGGUGAUUACUUCUAAUACUCAACCCAAGUCUUUUUGAAGCUUUGGUCGUUCUUGGUAAAGAGGGAAUUCCUGACCAGUUCUGUAACUGUCCACUACACUCAACCUCUGUUCUGUCACAUUUUCCCAUGUAUUUAAAAGUUGUCAAAUUGGAUAAAGUCACCACAUGGCUCUUUGACAAUAAAUUAUUUUCAAAUG